GCUUCCCACCUGAAGUCGCAUUCGAACUCGAACUCGAACUCGAACUCGACCCCUUUGCCGAAGCCAUGGCUCCAUCAGAAAACAAGUACUCGGUCAUCUUGCCGACCUACAACGAGCGCCGCAACCUCCCCAUCGUCACCUGGCUGCUCAACCGCACCUUUACCGAAAACAACCUCGACUGGGAACUCAUCAUCGUCGACGACGGCUCCCCAGACGGCACGCAAACGGUCGCCGAACAACUCGUCCAAGCCUACGCGCCGCACGUCGUCCUCAAGACGCGCUCGGGCAAGCUCGGGUUGGGCACGGCCUACGUGCACGGGCUGCAGUUCGCGACGGGCAACUUCGUCAUCAUCAUGGACGCCGACUUCAGCCACCACCCCAAGUUCAUCCCGCGCAUGGUGGCCCGGCAGCGCGAGGGGGACUACGACAUCGUGACGGGCACGCGGUACGCCGGCGACGGCGGCGUGUACGGCUGGGACCUCAAGCGCAAGUUCGUCAGCCGCGGGGCCAACCUGUUCGCCGACACGGUGCUGCGGCCGGGCGUCAGCGACCUCACCGGGUCGUUCCGCCUGUACAAGAAGGCGGUGCUGGACAAGGUCAUCCGCAGCACGGAGAGCAAGGGGUAUACGUUCCAGAUGGAGAUGAUGGUUCGGGCGCGCGCCAUGGGGUGCACGGUUGCCGAGGUGCCGAUUAGCUUUGUUGACCGUGUGUAUGGCGAGAGCAAGCUUGGGGGGGAUGAGAUUGUCGAGUAUGCGAAGGGUGUUUUGAAUCUUUGGUUGAAGGUGUAGCGGUGGGCCUUUCUCUCUCUCUCUCUCUCUCUCUCUUCUUAUUACCACAAGGAUACGUACG
Messenger RNA from Sodiomyces alkalinus F11, 849 nucleotides. RefSeq names its product family 2 glycosyltransferase. Gene Ontology annotation, molecular function: dolichyl-phosphate beta-D-mannosyltransferase activity. The transcript has 2 exons. NCBI's taxonomy places the organism in Eukaryota, Fungi, Ascomycota, Sordariomycetes, Glomerellales, Plectosphaerellaceae. Gene Ontology annotation, biological process: GPI anchor biosynthetic process; protein O-linked glycosylation via mannose. Bases 66 to 788 code for a protein of 240 amino acids. Gene Ontology annotation, cellular component: endoplasmic reticulum membrane. The record is from RefSeq and is a predicted model, not a curated record.